AAAACAUAAUACCUUUUCAUUUAAAAAUAAUGAUAUUUAUGGUGUUUUACCAUUUGUAACACCUGAAGUUUUAAGUGGUCAACCUUAUACUUUAGCUAUUGAUAUAUAUAGUUUUUCUAUAAUUAUGUGGGAAUUUAUAUCUGGAGUUCCCCUAUUUGAUAAUGAAGCUCAUGAUUUUCAACUUAGCUUAGAUAUUUGCAAAGGCAAACGUCCUGAAAUUAUUAAAAAUAUUCCACAAUGUUAUAUAAAUUUAAUGAAAAAAUGUUGGGAUAUAAAUCCAUUAAAAAGACCAAUUACAUCAGAAAUUAAAAGAAUUGGAAAGAAAAUAUCAUUGAUAAAAAUUUUAAAAAAGAUUUAG
Molecule: messenger RNA, 358 nt
Organism: Funneliformis geosporum
Lineage: Eukaryota; Fungi; Glomeromycota; Glomeromycetes; Glomerales; Glomeraceae
Source: the annotation of a GenBank genome assembly